AUGUCCUCCAAAGUCGCCAACAAAAACAUCCUCCUGUUAGGAGGAACAGCCGGAAUCAGCCUCACAGUCGCCAAGGAAGCCCUCCAAAGCAGUGCCAAUAUAAGUGUGACCUCCUCAUCGGAAGAUCGAGUACAAAAGGCCCUGAAAACCCUCUCCGCAACUACACCAGACGCGUCUUCCAAAAUCCGCACCUACAUCGCAGACCUCUCCAACCUCCUAAAAUUCACCGCCGAACUUAGCCCCGUCGACCACAUCGUCUUCACCGCGGGCAACAUACCACCUCUGGUCCCGUUAGCCAACGCCUCCUUCUCCCACUUCGAGAUAUUCCUUACCGUCCGUUUCUUCGGUGCCAUGGCUGUGGGCAAAUAUGCUCCGAAGUACAUGGCCAACAACAGAUGUUUGUCCAUCACUCUGACUACCGGGGCGCAGAGCCAGAAGCCGACCUUUUGGGGGUUGGCUGUUACCGUUGCCCCUGUGCGUGUGAAUGCUGUUUCACCGGGUUUUAUUGAUACCGAUUUACAUCAGGGGUUGUCGAAGGAGAUUCAUGAUGGUGCAAUCAGGAAGUAUUCUGAGCAGUCUUUGACUAAUGAUGUUGGGUAUCCGGAGGAUGCAGCAGAGGCGUAUAUUUACCUUAUGAAGGAUUAUUUUACUACUGGAACUAUUGCUCAUACUAGUGAUUUUGGCGGGGGGGGGGGUUUGUUGGUUUGA
Molecule: messenger RNA, 708 nt
Organism: Aspergillus alliaceus
Lineage: Eukaryota; Fungi; Ascomycota; Eurotiomycetes; Eurotiales; Aspergillaceae
Exons: 3
Coding region: 1-708 (235 amino acids)
Molecular function (GO): oxidoreductase activity
Source: RefSeq, a predicted model, not a curated record